GGUACCGGGGGAGCCAGAAAAAUGGUGGUUAUGGCGCGAGUUCAGCGGUCUGAGCGACAGGACCUUGUCUUUGAGGAAGAGGACCUUCCCUAUGAGGAAGAAAUCAUGCGAAACCAGUUCUCUGUCAAAUGCUGGCUCCGCUACAUUGAGUUCAAGCAGGGGGCUCCAAAGCCCCGGCUCAAUCAGCUAUAUGAGCGGGCACUCAAACUGCUGCCUUGCAGCUACAAACUGUGGUAUCGUUACUUGAAGGCACGCCGAGCACAGGUAAAGCAUCGCUGUGUGACUGACCCCGCCUAUGAAGAUGUCAACAACUGCCAUGAGAGGGCUUUUGUAUUUAUGCACAAGAUGCCCCGUCUGUGGCUUGACUACUGCCAGUUCCUCAUGGACCAGGGACGUGUCACACAUACACGCCGCACCUUUGACCGUGCCCUCCGGGCUCUACCUAUCACACAGCACUCUCGUAUUUGGCCACUGUACCUGCGUUUUCUGCGCUCCCACCCAUUGCCUGAGACUGCUGUUCGAGGCUACCGGCGUUUCCUCAAGCUGAGUCCCGAGAGUGCUGAGGAGUACAUCGAGUACCUCAAGUCAAGUGACCGCCUGGAUGAGGCUGCACAGCGCCUGGCCACUGUGGUGAAUGAUGAGCGCUUUGUAUCUAAGGCUGGCAAGUCCAACUACCAGCUGUGGCAUGAGCUGUGCGACCUCAUCUCCCAGAACCCAGACAAGGUACAAUCCCUCAACGUGGAUGCCAUCAUCCGUGGAGGGCUUACCCGCUUCACUGACCAGCUGGGCAAGCUCUGGUGCUCACUGGCAGACUACUACAUCCGCAGUGGCCACUUUGAGAAGGCCCGGGAUGUGUAUGAGGAGGCCAUCCGCACUGUGAUGACCGUGCGGGACUUCACACAGGUAUUUGACAGCUAUGCUCAAUUUGAAGAGAGUAUGAUUGCGGCUAAGAUGGAGACCACAUCUGAGCUGGGACGGGAGGAGGAGGAUGACGUGGAUCUUGAGCUACGCCUGGCCCGCUUUGAGCAGCUUAUCAGCCGACGGCCACUGCUCCUCAACAGCGUUCUGCUGCGUCAGAACCCACACCACGUCCAUGAGUGGCACAAACGUGUGGCCCUGCAUCAGGGCCAUCCCCGGGAAAUCAUCAACACAUACACAGAGGCUGUACAGACAGUGGACCCCUUCAAGGCCACAGGGAAGCCACACACCCUGUGGGUCGCAUUUGCCAAGUUUUAUGAGGACAAUGGGCAGCUGGACGAUGCCCGUGUCAUCCUGGAGAAGGCCACCAAAGUGAACUUCAAGCAGGUUGAUGACCUGGCAAGUGUGUGGUGCCAAUGCGGGGAGCUGGAGCUCCGGCAUGAGAAUUAUGAUGAGGCUUUGCGGCUGCUGCGGAAGGCAACUGCACUGCCUGCCCGCCGAGCCGAGUAUUUUGAUGGCUCAGAGCCUGUGCAGAACCGUGUAUACAAGUCACUGAAGGUGUGGUCGAUGCUUGCAGACUUGGAGGAGAGCUUGGGUACCUUCCAGUCAACUAAGGCCGUGUAUGACCGCAUCCUGGAUCUGCGCAUAGCCACACCACAGAUUGUCAUCAAUUAUGCCAUGUUCUUGGAGGAGCACAAGUACUUUGAAGAGAGCUUCAAGGCAUAUGAGCGUGGCAUCUCACUGUUUAAGUGGCCCAAUGUGUCUGACAUCUGGAGCACCUACUUGACAAAGUUCAUCACCCGCUAUGGGGGCCGCAAACUGGAGCGGGCACGGGACCUUUUCGAGCAGGCUUUGGAUGGCUGCCCCCCCAAAUACGCUAAAACCCUGUAUCUGCUAUACGCACAGCUGGAGGAGGAGUGGGGCCUGGCCCGGCAUGCCAUGGCUGUGUAUGACCGUGCCACCAGGGCUGUGGAGCCUGCCCAGCAAUAUGACAUGUUCAACAUCUAUAUCAAGCGAGCCGCAGAGAUCUAUGGCGUCACCCACACCCGUGGCAUCUACCAGAAGGCUAUUGAGGUGCUAUCUGAUGAGCAUGCCCGUGAGAUGUGUCUACGGUUUGCUGACAUGGAAUGCAAGCUUGGAGAGAUUGACCGUGCUCGGGCCAUCUAUAGCUUCUGCUCCCAGAUCUGCGACCCCCGGACAACUGGGGCAUUCUGGCAAACGUGGAAAGACUUUGAGGUCCGGCAUGGCAAUGAAGACACCAUCAGAGAGAUGCUGCGAAUCCGCCGUAGUGUGCAAGCCACAUACAACACACAGGUCAACUUCAUGGCCUCACAGAUGCUUAAGGUGUCAGGCAGUGCCACGGGUACUGUGUCUGACUUGGCCCCUGGGCAGAGCGGGAUGGAUGAUAUGAAACUUUUGGAGCAGCGUGCAGAACAGCUAGCAGCUGAAGCAGAGCGAGACCAGCCCUCUCGGGCCCAGAGCAAGAUUUUCUUUGUAAGGAGUGAUGCAUCUCGGGAGGAGCUGGCAGAGCUGGCCCAGCAGGCCAACCCUGAGGAGAUCCAGCUGGGUGAGGAUGAAGAUGAGGAUGAGAUGGAUCUGGAGCCCAACGAAGUCCGACUGGAGCAGCAGAGUGUGCCAGCUGCUGUGUUUGGGAGUCUGAAGGAAGACUGACCCACCAUUCCUCUCCACAGCCACUCCCCCAUACCACCCUUAUAAUACAACCCUUCUUUGCA
This is a messenger RNA of Jaculus jaculus (lesser Egyptian jerboa), 2651 nucleotides long. It is a transcript of the gene Xab2, whose product is annotated as XPA binding protein 2. The record is from RefSeq and is a predicted model, not a curated record. The transcript is spliced from 19 exons. Lineage: Eukaryota; Metazoa; Chordata; Mammalia; Rodentia; Dipodidae. Gene Ontology annotation, biological process: mRNA splicing, via spliceosome; generation of catalytic spliceosome for first transesterification step. Bases 22 to 2589 code for a protein of 855 amino acids. Gene Ontology annotation, cellular component: U2-type catalytic step 2 spliceosome; post-mRNA release spliceosomal complex; Prp19 complex. Gene Ontology annotation, molecular function: protein binding.